Molecule: messenger RNA, 3294 nt
Organism: Thrips palmi
Lineage: Eukaryota; Metazoa; Arthropoda; Insecta; Thysanoptera; Thripidae
Product: WD repeat-containing protein 60
Exons: 18
Coding region: 280-3294 (1004 amino acids)
Biological process (GO): intraciliary transport
Cellular component (GO): cytoplasmic dynein complex
Molecular function (GO): dynein light chain binding; dynein heavy chain binding
Source: RefSeq, a predicted model, not a curated record
UUACUACUUUCCUUUAUUUUUAGUAAUCAUGGCAUUCCUAAUACUUUGAAUCAAAAGAAAUUUAAUAUGUUCUGAGGGCGCUGCGUCGGGCUUUUCUUUACUCACACCACAUUAGGUGUUGGACAACGUGUAAGGGUUCCCAUCAAGGUUCACCAGUGAGUCCGCUAGAGGGCAGCACAAGUGGAUUGCGAACGUUACCACGUGACCUUUUGCCUAGCAACGGUUUGUUGUGGUUUUUGAAACACAAAAGCAGCGAACUGUCGGCCACCGAAGUGGGUUAUGUUGUUUUCAACAGCACUGUCUCUCGCUGCAUUCCAGUGGACGUCGCCGUCUCGUGUCUUCUCAUCCAUGUCCAGGAGUAAGGCACAAAUCUCGACAAGAGACAUGUCGAAGAACAUGACUGACAAGACAAGAUCCUCUUCUGUCUCAAGACGUGAAAGUGCUGUUUCGAGUCAGAAAGUGAAAGCUAGCGAGGAUGUGGGUAGCAAGAGAACUGCAACAGAAAUAAAGAGGCAGAAAGCAGCCGAGUCUAGCAUUGAUUUGUCCAAGGAAUCUAAAAGCAAGGUACCAUCCCAACGGGUUAUUGCGGAGAGGCAGCCAAAGACUUCUACUUCUAAGCCUUCGUCUCUAAAUCAACCACGAGAGGCCACCAAGCCUGCAUCAAAGUCUCGCUCUGAAAGCAAUGUAGGCAACAGGACUCGCUCUAAAGAGCUACCUAAACCUGUGGUUACGAACAAGCCAUCACAAGCAAUUACAAAAACAAAGGUUAAACCAGGCGCAGAGUUAAAAUCUUCUCCUCGUAUUUCAGAUCAACAAAAAGGUAUUGCUAGCCAGGCAAGAAGAAAUGGUGAAAGCAAAACUACAGUUACUAAAUCUCUCCAACCGGAACAAAAUAAGAAAAAGGCUGAAGCAAAAGUCAUGCCUAAAUCUGUUGAAAAUGGCAGUGGCGAGGGUAGAUUAAAUAGAGAACGUACCAAAACACGCACCCUUAACCCAGAGGACUCGCAGCUCUUGACAACAUUGCAGAAUGCAGCUCAACAGCUCCCUCCAGACAUAAACCCUCAAUCGGCUGAAACAGAACUUGAUUAUGAAGAUGAUUUUGAGGAUUAUGAAUCAGACUUUGAAGAGGCCCCAAGCUUAGAAGUAACCUCAGAGGAAGAUACAAACGAAGAAGUGAGUAAACGUGAAGAUGGUGACAAUGAAGAUGAUGAUGAUGACAAAGAAAAUUAUGAUUAUGGUGAUUCCUCAUCUUCAUUAAGUGAAUUACAAACCAAUAAAGAUGUGCUGUCAUCCGCUAAUGGCAAAUCCGGAGUGGAAGAAAAGAAAAUGGAUUCAGGACAUUAUGACCUUGCUGAUGACCAAAGACUUAGCCGUAAAUUUGUAGGUAGUGUUGUCAACAACAAUUUAAAUGUGUAUGAGAGAGAAAAUUUGCCUCUCAGAGAGAUUAGCUCACAGAUCUCUGUUGGUGAAACAACAAAUCAAAGUGGCAGUUUUGAAGUAAAAGCCAUUAAUUUUGCUCAAGCUAAAAAAAGACAGCAAGAAAGAAAGGCUUCCAGCAAAGUGAAACAAAGAGGAGAAGUUCUUCUCAACAUGAUACGCCUUGAUUGUGUAAGCUUUCCACUGUUUGAAGCAGCCCCAGUGCCGUAUGAAAUCUACAUGAGAAGUUAUGGCCGUUCCAAUGCUCAACAGGUUUCUUGCCAAACAAAUGAAGAUGGGAUGACUGAAGAGGUUCAGACAGAUGAAAUAGUGUCAAUAAAUAAAUGGACCCAACAUCCACCUUCUCUCUAUCAACCAGAUGAUUCCAUAGCUCAUCCUCUGCUUUGCGCUGUUAGUUCUGACCCUUGUGAUCCAAGUGACCUCCUGCUGUGGAGGAAAGGCCUUCAAACGGAUGUGGUGAAGCUUGAAAACUUCAUUUUAAAUACUGGACAACUCAUGCUCAGUGUUCUGGAGGAAAUGUCAAGCGGUGCACAAGGACUUCUGAAGAGUAAUAAAGUAGAUCUUGGAUUUAGCCAGGGUUUUAUGACUUUGGGCACAGAUUCAGUUCCAUUUUUGAAAAAUCGUAAAGUUUCAAGAAUAUGUUUUGUACCCCAUCAACCGAACACUCUUCUCUCUGUUCACCUAAAGCCCCAAGAAGUCAACUACAGUGAAGAACUGUCUAGUCAGCUGGUGAAACGGUGUAUUCUUUGCCUUUGGAGCUUAUCCCAACCAUCACAGCCUCUUAAGAUCCUUGUCUCAAGCUCUGAUGUCAGGGCUUGCUCCUUCCAUCCUUCCCGUCCAAAUCUCCUGUUUGCAGGACUAGUAGAUGGUCUGUUGAAUGUCUGGGACCUGAAAGAACAAACCAUAUUUCAAAGCAAGGUGACAUAUCAGAAUACUGAUUGGGGGCUAAAAUCUCCAGCCUACACCACAGUGGACCACAUCGGAACAAAGCACUCAUCAGCAGUUGUUGGUGUUGAAGUCAUUGAUGGAAUGAAAGACUCACCCAACCAAACUUCUGAACUCUCACCAACUCAGAUCUGCAGUCUUGAUGAGAGCGGUCUUUGCAUCAUUUGGACAUUGUUGAGCAGCUCAGCAGGAGUGACUGAGGAUGUAGGCACUGCUCCCUGGAGUAGUAUAAGACUGCUUCAAAAUGAAUCAUUCUCACUUGUUCAGCGUGUUGCCCCAGCCAUUGAGGAUGGUGGGGAGAACCUACAGUUCAGUGACUUGAGGCUGGACAGCGCGGAUUCGGCGCAUCUCUGGGCGGCGACCAACACUGGACACGUCGCGCACAGCCUGAGUAGCGGCAGCCGAGCCCACCCAGCAGUGUACCUCCCGGACUGGGAAUGCGUCUCGCCGGCCACGUGCUUGUGCCCGUGCCCCUUCAGCCUGCCGUACUUCUUGCUGGGGUGCGCGGACGGCACGGUGCGGCUUCACAGCCGGCACAGCGCGCGGCCGCUGCUCAGCGUGGCUGGGACCGGCGGGGCGGUGGGUGCGGGCCCGGCCAUCGCCUGCCUGCAGUGGUCCACGUGCCGGCCGUGCGUCUUCUUCGCACUUGACACCGAGUCCAGGCUGCACGUGUGGGACCUGGGUGCCAGUGAUAUGUACCCCAUCCUGACCGUGCCCUUCCGCGGCAAGACCAUCUCCACCAUGGAGCUCUCGCCCAGCCGUCACGCUGCCAAGGCCUGUCCUUUCUUGGCCCUGGGGACUGCGUGUGGCAAGCUCAAAGUGCACCUAGUCAAGGACUCUUUUGCCUCAACAUCUCUAGAGCAGACAGCUUUGGAGUUAGAUAAGCUGAAGCGAUACAUGGCCAUUCUGUAA